Messenger RNA from Dendrobium catenatum, 2169 nucleotides. RefSeq names its product transcription factor MYB3R-2. Gene Ontology annotation, molecular function: DNA-binding transcription factor activity, RNA polymerase II-specific; RNA polymerase II cis-regulatory region sequence-specific DNA binding. Gene Ontology annotation, biological process: regulation of DNA-templated transcription. The record is from RefSeq and is a predicted model, not a curated record. NCBI's taxonomy places the organism in Eukaryota, Viridiplantae, Streptophyta, Magnoliopsida, Asparagales, Orchidaceae. Gene Ontology annotation, cellular component: nucleus.
GAGAACGAGUGGUCCCAUAAGGCGAGCAAAAGGAGGUUGGACACCAAAUGAAGAUGAGACUCUUAAACAUGCCGUUGAAUUACACAAAGCAAGGAAUUGGAAGAAAAUAGCUGAAUCUGUUCCGGGUAGGACUGAAGUGCAAUGCCUUCAUCGUUGGCAAAAGGUUCUUAAUCCGGAACUUAUCAAAGGUCCAUGGACUCCAGAGGAAGAUAACAUCAUCAUUGAACUUGUUGCUAAGUAUGGGCCUACAAAAUGGUCUGUAAUUGCAGGAUCUCUUCCUGGGAGAAUUGGAAAACAAUGCAGAGAGAGGUGGCAUAAUCAUUUAAACCCAGAGAUAAGGAAAGAUGCUUGGACUUCUGAGGAGGAGAUGGAGCUUAUGAAAGCCCACCUUCAAUAUGGGAAUAAGUGGGCCGAAAUUGCGAAGAUGUUACCUGGAAGAUCCGACAACUCAAUUAAGAAUCACUGGAACAGUUCCUUAAGAAAAAGGUCUGAGGUCUAUGUGAAAACGGGUAAAUUUCCACCUGUCCAGAAGCCCGUCUUUCGGGCCGUUGCCAAGACCGAGACAAACUUUCGGAAUGUUGCCCAACCCAUGACAAACUUUCGGAAUGUUGCCCAACCCAUGACAAACUUUCGGAAUGUUACCAAAGCCAUAUCAAACACUGGUGAUAGGCAAUUAUUUCUUUGCUAUGAUAAAGAGUUCAAUAUAAGUAGCAAGACUGUAUUAGAAAAUUGUUUAACUAUUCCUUGUAGUCUGCCAUUGGAGACGCCUAAAGCAGAAAGCCAGAAGGAUGGGGUAUCUACACUAUCUUCACAAGUUUUAGAAUUAAAUGCCACAUUGGAUGUAGCAGCAAGACUAUCUGAUAAUUCUGAUGCCCGUGAUUGCCAAGCAAGGGCCUCCGAAAUCAAUCAUGUACAGAAUAUAUCUGAAUCAGCAGCAAGUUUAGAUUCCUGUAGAUUAAAUGGAGAAGUUCACCGGAAUGAGGAACCUUUGGAAACUGUACACUAUUCAGUUCCUGAUAACAUUGGCUCUCUCUGCUAUAAGCCACCUCAAUUAGAAGAUCUUGGUGCUGCUACCUUUACGUCUCUAUUUUUUGGAGACAGAUCAAUGCAACCAACAUCAGAUCAUGUGAUUAUUUCUUCGCCCAUUAGUCCUUCAACCCCUUCACCUACGAAUAUUCUGAAAGCUUGCCAACCAAGUGUCGAAUCCAUCUUAAAAAGUGCAGCUAGAAGUUUUCCAAACACUCCAUCCAUAAUAAAAAGGAGAAGAGAAGUGCAUAUACCUAUUCCUCCUGAAACUAUGCAUACAAAUGAAACCGGAAUACACGAAAGCUGUACUCCUAAAGAAGGAUCAAGUAGUAAACUAUCAAAAUUGUUUUCAAGUCCUCUUAACAUUUCUGGUGGUUCAUUAGAUUAUGGAAAGAAUUUAAAUUUUUCUCCAGUAUAUCAGCUACGGUCCAAGAGAAAGGCAGCUUUCAAAUCACUUGAGAAGCAACUUGAUUUUACCAUGGAAGAAGCAAAUUUAGAGAGCAAUACCAAAAUUUCAAGCUUGGCAGUUAACAAGAGCUCUUCUAGUCCUACAAAUAUGCAGUUUUUGAGCAUAUAGGGAAGGAAGCAAUGGAUACUCUUGCGGGUUUGAAAAGCAAGAUUUCUCACGUAAAGUUUUAUGUGAUCCAAUGCAGAAAUUGUUGAAUAAAGUUGAUGCAGAGUCAAUUAUGGAGGCAAACCAGUGUGUAACAUAAAGCCCCCAAAUAAGAUUUGAAAAGGAAUUGUUGUAUGAUGUCUUCCUAUCUCUGCAUUAUAAAGUUUUUUCGAGACUUAUUAUACCUGUGGAUCUAUCUCCAAAUCACAAUAUUAUGAAGACCACACAAGCUUCAAACCUCCCAACUUUCAACAUUUUUCGCUGAUGAUUUUUGCACCUUUAAUGUAUAUUUGUUGAACAAUAUAGAACAAACUGGAUGGCAGAAUUCUGCCUUCCAGUAUUUUUUGUGCAUGCAAUGUCUUGUACUUAACUGAAAAGAUAUUCAAAUUGGUGAAGGCUUAUGUCCAUUUAUCCUCCAUAGAAAAAGAGAAAGGUAUGCAUAUGGAGGAGAUCAAAUUUACAAUUGUAAAGAAACUGCUUUGUUCAUCUCUUUUUUCAGCAAUUCAAAUGCUAGUCAGUGAUCUGUUGCA